Saccostrea echinata is the source of this 2164-nucleotide messenger RNA. RefSeq names its product peroxidase-like protein. The transcript has 12 exons. Bases 64 to 1887 code for a protein of 607 amino acids. Gene Ontology annotation, biological process: response to oxidative stress. Lineage: Eukaryota; Metazoa; Mollusca; Bivalvia; Ostreida; Ostreidae. Gene Ontology annotation, molecular function: heme binding; peroxidase activity. The record is from RefSeq and is a predicted model, not a curated record.
GAACUGGACUGCCAUCAACCCAUUGAUUGAUCGGAAUAUGUUGUAUAAUAUGAUAACACUGACAUGGAGAAACAAAUUGAAAAUAUGUGCCGGGUCUUCCUACUUGUACUUGCCAUUCUUGGCAUUCAAGAAUUUCAAGUCUUAUUUCAUCUUAAAGCAGAAGACGAAAAGGAGGAACAGGGGAGGGAAAUCUGCGAUGCGUCACCACCGGAAUUGUCUUGUAAUUCUGAAUACAAAUACAGGUCUGCGGACGGAUCUUGUAAUAAUUUAAAUCAUCCAGACUGGGGAAGAAGCUACACAGCGCAAAGGCGAUUUCUCACACCGAAAUAUGACAGUGAUUGUAACUCGCCUCGACAAAAAGGAUACAGGAAGAUGCCACUACCUAGUUCUCGUGAAAUCAGCAACCUGCUAUUCCAAAACAGAAAUUCAACAACCGAUACGGAUCCAAAGCUUAACGUUCUUCAUAUGUCGUUUGGCCAGUUUCUUGAUCACGACCUGAUACUGACACCCCUCAUCAGAGGAACUUUUGCCUGCUGUGGAGAAGACAGAGAUAGCGACCCGUGUAUACCCAUCACUAUUCCUCUAGGGGAUCCAUUCUUUAAAGAAGACUGCAUGCCUCUUACACGAUCGGCUUCACUUUUCCAACAACGUGAACACAAGUGUUGUCGAGAGCAGAUCAAUGACGUCACUUCCUAUAUUGAUGCAUCAAAUGUAUACGGUUCUGAUAUGAAUAAAGCAAAUAGGCUUAGAACUUUUCAGAAUGGUACAAUGCGUCAGAGGAACGCCGGCUUGCCAGAUGGUGGCACAAGCAAAUGUGUUUAUGAUGAUACUACACAUGAAUAUUGUCCAAAUGCAGGAGAUGUUCGGGUAAAUGUUGUACCAAAUCUUGGUUCGAUGCACCUUCUGUUUGUUAGAUAUCACAAUUACAUUGCAAAGCAAUUGGCUGCUAUCAAUCCUUUGUGGAAUGACGAAAUACUUUAUCAAGAAACUCGUGCUAUAGUGAGUGCUAUCACACAACAUGUGGUUUACAGUGAGUAUCUGCCGCUUGUAUUAGGGCAUGACAUUAUGGAGCAAUACAAACUCCUCCCUAAAUCCAAUGGCCAUGACACGGUUUAUGACGAGAAGGUUGAUGCAUCUACUAGAAAUAGUUUUGGUGUUGCGGCCUUCCGUUUCGGUCAUUCUCAGGUUACAAACCAUCAAAAGCAGUUUAGUAAAACGUACUCUCGAGUUGUGAGCAAGAAUAUUGAAGACACCUAUCAUCACCCACAUAUGUGUGUCGAAAAGGAAGGAAAAGGAAGUGACGGUGUUUUAAGAUGGCAGCUUGCAGAGGGUACUGCAAAAACAGACGGAGUAUUCGAGAGUGGCGUUAGAGACAAGCUUUUCAUGGACUCGGCCGGUAGGAGUUUGGAUCUUCCCGCCAUCAAUUUGCAGCGUGGAAGGGAUCAUGGGAUACCACCAUACUGGAAAUGGAGGAAAUUCUGUGGAUUGAAUCACAAAACAUUCUCAGAUCACAAUACUGCUGACGAACUCAAACUUCAAAACAUUUAUAGGAAUUUAGAAAAUGUAGACCUCUUUGCCGGUGCUAUGACUGAGAAGCACGUGAAAGGUGGAGUGGUGGGGCCGACAUUUGCUUGUCUGAUAGCAAAGCAGUUCAUUCUGUACAAGAAAGGAGACAGGUUCUGGUACGAGAACGAUGGCUAUACAGGGUUUACUGAAGAUCAGCUGACGGAAAUAAAAAAGGUCACACUGUCUUCCAUCAUUUGUCAAACUAUUGAGGUGGAUGAGAUUACCCGUCAUGCAUUUCUCGUAAUGAGUAAUACAAACCCAAGAGUGAAAUGUAACAACCUAACACAUCCGAUCUGGUCACCAUGGAGAAAUUUGUCUUAGGGUAUUUCGCUUGCAAGGACUAUAACAGUUAAUACUAAAAAUCACUUUCCCAAUUGUUUUUAAUUUGUUAUAAAUAAAGGAAUAAGAUUUUUUUCAUAAGACCAGCUAGCAAAAAACUGUGCGUAAAAUGACAACGAGUGAUAAUUCCUCAUACAAGUGGUAAAAUUGUGUUUUUUGGAUGAUAAGUUAAGACCCCAUGCAAUGUAUCGCAAGUAUAAAUUUACAGAGAAAAUGAAUUCGAAAAAUAACUGUUUUUAAAAAGCAGAGAAAUGGUAAA